Molecule: messenger RNA, 2892 nt
Organism: Cheilinus undulatus (humphead wrasse)
Lineage: Eukaryota; Metazoa; Chordata; Actinopteri; Labriformes; Labridae
Gene: abi3a
Product: ABI family, member 3a
Exons: 12
Coding region: 154-1857 (567 amino acids)
Cellular component (GO): lamellipodium
Molecular function (GO): SH3 domain binding
Source: RefSeq, a predicted model, not a curated record
CUCUGUUAGCGGCAGCAGAAACUGAGGCUUCAUGUGUGUCUAACGGGAAUCAAACCGACAACUCUGACAGACACCCAGCCAACUUCAGAUAGUCGUUCAAACUUAACUCAAACUUCAGAUUAUUUUUCCUUCGUUGAGACACCUGACGCCACAAUGAAGGAGCAGAAUUUUAAAGAGGAGGUGACGAAGAUCAUGGAGGAGGCACCAAAUGCCAGAAAAGCGCUGCUUGAAAACUACGACAACCUGCUGAACGUGGCCGACUACUGCUACAACAACUACAUAGAGGCAGGUGAUGGCAGCACGAAGGCAUUGGAGGAAACCAAGAACUUCACCACCCAAUCACUGGCAAGCGUUGCUUACCAGAUCAGCACUCUGGCCAAUAGCGUACUGAGUCUGCUUGAUGCUCAGACAAAACAGCUUUGUCACAUGGAGUCUUCCAUCAACCUCAUUGGUCAGAUGGUUGAGAUGCACAAAGAAAAAGUUGCUCGGAGAGAAAUUGGUGCCUUCACCGCUGUGAGACGAGUCCCACGCAGCCACAAGAUCCUUCCUCCUCCUCAGCCUCCUACUGGUACACAGCAGCGCCCACCUUACAGCCGCAAACCAAUCAAUUACCAGCAACUGGACGGCCUGGGACAUGGCAUGAAGGUCUCUGGGAAACAGUCGGACCGAACAGGAACCAUCCGGAAACACGGAGCCUCCAUCAGGUCCAACAAAUCCCUGGAACCUGUCCAAUGCCCGGUGGCACCCCCUGUCAACGGCUCAAGUUUUGGGAAACCUGUUGCUCCGCCCACCAUCCCCACCACCUGCCCAGCCCCACCUGAGUCCGACAUUAUCAGCGCCCUCCUGGACGAUGUCCCGCCUCCUCCUCCUGCAUCCAAUGGAAUUUCACCUUUGGAUGAUGUCACCAACACCUCUGUUCCACCUCCUCCACCACCUCCAUUUAACUCAGCAGGACUCACAGUAGCUCCGCCUCCCCCUCCUCCUCCUCCACCUGAUUCAUCAGGAGGAAUGGUGGCACCUGUUGCUCCGCCCCCUCCUCCUCCACCACCUGACUCAUCCGGAGGAAUGGUGGCACCUGUUGCUCCGCCCCCUCCUCCCCCACCUCCUCCGCUUGAGAGUCUGACCAAUCAAGGUGUUCUGUCUUUGGCUCCACUGAGCCUGGAGACAGUGUUGGAGGAGAGCAGCCUCCCACCUCCCUCUCCUCUUCCUCCUCCUCCUGAUGACGACGCCUUCGUUUUGCCACCAAGUGACGGCUCAGAGCUGCCGGCCCCGCCCCCUCCACCUCCACCCAGCCAGGAAAUAGACGUGACCCUCCCCUCAAGGAGGAGCCGCCGCCGUCGCUCGCCCCCCACCACUCGCUCUCUCUCUAUGAGGGUUCGCUCUGGCCCCGCCUCCCGCUGCCGCUACACGCGCUCUCUCUUUCUGCCUGCUGUCCAAUCAUUGAUGAUCCCCCCUCCUCCUCCCUACCCUCCUCCCCAUGCCCCUUCUCACCCCUCAUCCUCCUCCUCCUCUGCUUCCUCCUCUUCGCCUCGGCUCUGCUUACCUGCUCGCCUCGAACACCUGGAUCUAGAGAUCUCCGCCAUGCCUCCUCCUCCUCUAUUGGAUGACGUGUGUGGUUUUGAUGACAUCAUGCCCCCCCUCCCUCCACCAGUGGACUACGACACCGACGCCCCUCCGCACUAUAUUGAGAAAGUGGUGGCGCUCUACAGCUACGAGGCCUCAAAACCUGAUGACCUCGCCAUGGCAGAGGGUGACAUCAUCUACCUGACGCAUCGCCAUGACGACGGCUGGUGUGAGGGAGUUCUCAACGGCAACAAAGGCUUCUUCCCUUCAAACUAUGUCCAAUCGUGUGGCUAGACUGAAACUGAAGCUCCACCCCCUGCCCUCUGGUUCCUUGAGGAUUUUUUUUUACAUUGAUGUAAACGUAUCAGACUGCUGCCCCCGGUGGUACAACACUGUAACAACAUCUACCACAGAUCAAGUAAUAUUAAUUUAUAGAGAGUUAACUUUUUAGCAGUAAAAUUUAAUGUCAUUGUUUGAUUAACAUCAAGAAAUACUUUUAAAUGAUGGGGGAAUUUGAAAUUUUAUAACAGAGCAAUAAAUUACAAAAUAAAAGCAUGGAUUGAAAUGUUCAAAACUUAAUAUAUACACAGAAUAAGGUGAUGAUAGAAAAAGUAAAACUAAGGUAUCUAUGAUGUUGUUUCCUGUACAUUUCUACAUGAAUAGUAGAUUUAACUGUCUUUAAAUAACAGCUGCAACAGUGAGUACAUUAACAUGAUCAGAUUCAUUCUAAAUCUGGUUGUGGUAAUAAGAUGAUGUAAGGGAUGCUUUUACUUAAGUAAAUCAUUACAGGAGGAACUUUACAUAAUUCUGGUCAGAUAAUUGAACAUUAAUAUCUAAAGAGAAGACUGGAGAAACAGGAAGUACUGUUGAGGCUGCAAACAUGACACAAACACAGUAAACAGAGCAGUCAGAGAGUAUUCAGAACUUCUUCACUGUUUUCAGUUUUCUCAUGUUGCAGCCUGAUGCUACAGUCAGGAAAAAAAAUUCUCAUUAAUCUACUUAUGCAGAAAUUUCAGGAUUUUUUAUUUUUCAUUCAAAUGCAAACAUUCCUAAAAGUCUUUUUUAGAUUUAAGUUGUCCCUCAUAAAAAAUAUAUAUAUAUAUUUGACUCUCUGUGCAAGCCUUCACCUUUGAUGAAAUAUUUAUUAAUGUACGAGAUUUCAGUCAAACAUGAAAAUAUUCCCGUUUACUUUUGGUUGAAUCAGUCCGGGAUAAAAAAAAUAUAUAUAUAUCUUCUGUUAGAUGUAAAAGUACAGUCCAAACAAUAAUUUUAUUGAUGCUGAAAUGUAUUUAUCUAUUCCUAAAAUAAAAUUUAUUGUUGUACUGCUCA